Molecule: messenger RNA, 1265 nt
Organism: Suillus plorans
Lineage: Eukaryota; Fungi; Basidiomycota; Agaricomycetes; Boletales; Suillaceae
Product: CRAL-TRIO domain-containing protein
Exons: 4
Coding region: 99-1127 (342 amino acids)
Molecular function (GO): phosphatidylinositol transfer activity
Source: RefSeq, a predicted model, not a curated record
CUCGCGAUCACGAAACCAAUUAAUUAUGUUACAACUCAGGUUUCACUACCAUCAAAGAUACCUGGGAUACCUUAAGGCGGCUCUGUUCGACGCCUGCGAUGUCGAUUUACAUCCCACUCCCUAUCCCAACUCACCCAGAGGCUUCGUCACCACCACCAGCACUUUCGGAGAAGGAGCAGGCUUUAUAUGACGUUGUCCUCGAACACUUCUCUGCCGCAGAUUAUACGCUUCCAGAUAUCAACCAGGAAAAGGCCGCACUAGUAGUGGAUGAAAAGUUUUGGCUAUCAUACGAAUGUCUGCUGAGAUACCUACGUGCCACAAAGUGGGAUUCGAAUGAGGCCAUCAAGCGCUUGGAAACCACGCUGAAAUGGAGACGCGAUUUUGGGAUUUACGAUACCAUCACACCUCAACAUGUUGAACCAGAGGCAACGACUGGCAAAGAGUUCCUCUUUGGUUAUGAUACUCGAGGUCGACCUGCCCUCUACAUGUGCCCCUCAAAGCAGAAUACCGAGGAGUCACCACGUCAAAUCCAUUAUACUGUCUGGAUGCUCGAACGCGGCAUCGACCUUAUGGGACCAGGUGUUGAGACCCUUGCGUUGAUGAUAGAUUAUGCGGAUAAAGCCAAAAACCCCUCAAUCGGCACGGCUCGCACAGUACUCAACAUUCUCCAGACACACUAUCCAGAACGUCUCGGUCUUGCACUCAUUGCACAUCUUCCUUGGCUUUUACACGCGUUCUAUAAACUAAUAACGCCAUUUAUUGAUCCCAUCACUCGGCUGAAGAUGGUAUUCAACCCCGUCAUCACUAAAAAUGGUCUUUUUCGGACGGCUGUGGAUGCUGAAGCCUGGAGUGCCAAUAGCGAAUCACGGGUAUUUGAGCCGGACCAGCUUGUGCAGGAGGGUUGGAAUGGCUCCCAACCGUUUGUAUACUCCCAUGUCGUUUACUGGGAAGCGUUAGUGAAGCUAUGUGAGCAGAGGCGGUCUAGGAUGGUUGCGGCGUGGCAUUGUAUUGGGGGAAAGGUCGGUACUAAGGAGUGGGAAGUUAAAAUUGCCGUUAGGGACGAGACGAUGAACGUGCAGGUAGAUGCAGAAAAUGUGCUGGUGAAGAAUGGCCAGUUACAGUCCUGAGGGGACAGUAAACACUUUAUUGCCUGUUUGCUGUUUUCUGACGCGCUAAUCUCGACUAAAUCUAUAAAUUUCGAUGGAGCGUGGAGCCGUGGAUGCAAAUGUAUGCACGCGACAGGACAAGUCAGAAAGUAAGCUAUC